Molecule: messenger RNA, 648 nt
Organism: Erigeron canadensis
Lineage: Eukaryota; Viridiplantae; Streptophyta; Magnoliopsida; Asterales; Asteraceae
Product: TMV resistance protein N-like
Exons: 1
Biological process (GO): defense response
Molecular function (GO): ADP binding
Source: RefSeq, a predicted model, not a curated record
AUGUCAUCCUUUAAGUCAAAUGAUGACAAUGAAAACCUCGUUGGAAUAGGAAGUAGGUUGCAAGAGUUGAAAUCCCAUAUAAGAAUUGGGUCAGGUGGUGUGCAUAUGGUUGGGAUAUGGGGGGUUGGGGGUGGUGGUAAGACCACUCUUGCUACUACUCUGUACAUGGAAAUGAAAAUCUCUGGUCAUUUUGAUGGCUUUUGUUUUGUUGAAAACAUCCGAGAGGAAUCAACACAACCAAAUGGUUUAAAAAGUCUACAACAGAAAAUUUUAUCAGAUGUUUUUGACAAAGAAAUCAAAGUGGAGAGUGUUGGUAUAGGAAAACACAAGAUUAAAGAUAUGUUAUGUCGUAGGAAAGUGUUGAUUGUUCUUGAUGAUGUCCAUCAUCAUGAUCAACUAAAGGCUUUAGCCGGAUCUUGUGAAUGGUUUGGUGAUGGGAGCCGGAUAAUAAUUACAACUAGGGAUGAACAUUUGCUAAAAACUCACAGGGUAAAAGAUAUCUCUCCUAUCAGUUUACUAGCAAGUGAGGAGGCUAUUCGUCUCUUUAACAAACAUGCAUAUGAUGAAGAUAAUCCCGUACCUGAUUGUGAGAUGCUUUCACAACAAAUUAUUUCUUAUGCUGGUGGGCUCCCCUUAGCCCUCAUUGUU